AUGCGGGGACCUCUGUUCGAGCUCCAGAACUUACUCCAGAACUCCAGGACAGUUCUGGAGUUUACAAAAGAUACUGCCAGGUUCAAGGAUGAACUAGAUAUUAUGAAGUUCAUUUGCAAAGAUUUUUGGACAACUGUAUUCAAAAAACAAAUAGACAACCUAAGGACUAAUCAUCAGGGUAUUUAUGUCCUUCAAGACAAUAAAUUUCGUCUCUUGACGCAAAUGUCUGCAGGAAAGCAGUAUUUGGAACAUGCACCAAAGUAUUUAGCAUUUACCUGUGGACUAAUCAGAGGAGGCCUAUCCAAUUUGGGAAUAAAGAGCAUUGUAACAGCUGAAGUUUCAUCAAUGCCUGCAUGUAAAUUUCAGGUGAUGAUACAGAAGAUGUAGAGCACGUUCAAAUCUGGGUAUCUACCUUAAAAAUCCUUUGUGUGUGGAUUCAGUGUAUGGACUCAGUCUUGUAUAUAAUUUGUAAAUUAUAGCAGUGUGCAGCACAGCUCCAAAAUAUAUAAUAAAUGUUGAUUGAAACAACUUAA
Acanthisitta chloris (rifleman) is the source of this 533-nucleotide messenger RNA. RefSeq names its product trafficking protein particle complex 6B (gene TRAPPC6B). NCBI's taxonomy places the organism in Eukaryota, Metazoa, Chordata, Aves, Passeriformes, Acanthisittidae. The coding region runs from base 1 to 387 and encodes 128 amino acids. Gene Ontology annotation, cellular component: TRAPP complex; cis-Golgi network; trans-Golgi network. The transcript is spliced from 5 exons. The record is from RefSeq and is a predicted model, not a curated record. Gene Ontology annotation, biological process: regulation of GTPase activity; endoplasmic reticulum to Golgi vesicle-mediated transport.